This is a messenger RNA of Mitosporidium daphniae, 681 nucleotides long. RefSeq lists its product as uncharacterized. Gene Ontology annotation, molecular function: metalloendopeptidase activity. Gene Ontology annotation, biological process: rRNA processing. The coding region runs from base 1 to 681 and encodes 226 amino acids. NCBI's taxonomy places the organism in Eukaryota, Fungi, Microsporidia. The record is from RefSeq and is a predicted model, not a curated record. The transcript has a single exon.
AUGUGCCGAGUCCAUCCGUCCAUAACGUCGACUUGUCCCAUUUGGAAGAUUUCCAAUGCAAAGAACUUUAGCAGAGAUGUCCAAGUCCUUGUUCAGGGUGCAUUGAAAGCAGCUAUCAUUUUCAAGUGGGAACCUAUCAGCCAAAGCAGGUUCAAGAAUCUCAAUCAGUAUUCCUAUAAGCUGGGCAUGGCAAUUAUAUCCAUCAAACAGAUGCAAAACUUAAAUGGAACAUAUGGCGCAGAAAAAAAGUCGGUUCCAACCGAUAUCCUUUCGUUUCCUUGUCAGUUUGACGAGACGUUUUGCCGCCAUGCGAUCGAGGAUCCAAAGUUUAAUGAUGACAAAGAAAUAGAUCUAGGUGACAUAUUCCUAUGUCCAGAAUGGAUCCUUAGAAAGUAUCGAAUUUGCCCUACUGCCUCAUAUGGACAUCAGAUACUGUUGGGCCGUGCCAUGGGAUAUAGGGUUUUGCUCAAGCUGCUUGUGCAUGGGAUCGUGCAUCUGCUUGGUCUUGAUCACUAUAGAACAGCCUCAGAGACCAUUCAAAUGAGGAGAAUAGAAAAGGCGGCCCUUUGCUAUUUUCUGGUUGUUUCCAACAAGACAGGGUAUUUCCGUUCUCGAUCUUUGCCGUCGCUCCAACAGCGGUUCAAUUGGGGUUAUUUGCAUCGAAGUAGCGCCAAAUUUUAA